ACGCCCUCAGUGGGAAAGUGAGAGACGCACACAGGCGAGGUUGAAGUGGGGGAGACUGCAGAAGCAGAGGUGGAUGCGAGAGGAGAGCGAUGGAGAGCUGGUUGCGCCGUCUGCCGCCAGACACAAACAUAUGGGCCAUUUAAAUGAGAGCACGGAGGCAUCCGGCGACCCGCACACGCAGUGAAUGGAUCCACAGUUUCCUGAGAGGCAGCCGCUGGCAUCAAAGCGCUGAUCUAUUUUUGCACUCGUGUGUCUUCGGAUCUUCGGAGGCGACCGUUCAAGAUGCAAACUCCGGCCUCUAUGGUGAUGGGAAUUGUCUUCGCCCCCUUGGGACUGGUCCUCGUCCUCACCGCCGCCAUCACCCCUCAGUGGAGGGAGAGACAGGCCCGUCUGGGCACGACCGGGCACGGGUCCCUUCUCCGGGCCGGACUCAGAGGUCAGGGAGCGGUGGCCAGAACCGGGCCGGCUGACGCCCCGCUCAUGCUGCGCACCGAUGGGCUCUGGGAGAGCUGCCUGCAGGUGGAGCACUCUGAGCUGAAGCAGUGCUGGCCGGUGACGGGCCCAUAUCGGAGGGACCCCCGGGUCCGCCUGGCGCAAGGCCUGGUGCUGACCUCCCUGUUCCUGUGCGGCACCGGCAUCGUCCUGGCCUGCAUCGGGGUGCGGUGCUGGACGGACCUGCCGCUCAGGGGCGUGGCGGCCACGGGCGGACUCCUGGUGGUGACGGCCGGGCUGCUGAGCCUGACCGCGCUGGGCGUGUACACCCACAGCCUGGGUCGGCUGGGCAUGGCGGAGCCGGGCCGGGGCCGGGGCCCGGCUCAGCACCGGGUCCCCCAGCCGGGCCUGCGUGCGGCCGGCUCGCUCUACUUCGGCUGGCUGGGCUCCUGCCUGCAGGUGCUGGGGGGCAGCGCUCUGCUGCUCAGCUUCAAGCGGCCGCAGUGCUCCACCUGUGCGCCCUGCCCCCACCUGCCCCCCCGCCGCUCGCGUCCAAAGAUCAGCCACAGGCCCGACGCAGACGCGUACGAAGUCAGCUGCUAGAGCGCCUCCACGUUCCCAGGAGACUAGAAAACACCUCCGAACGAGCAGCUGAGCAGCUCCUGACUGGCAGACUGUAAGAUCAGACGGGAACACGAUGAACGUAACCGACUCCCGACAUAAAGAGACACUUGGUUGGUGAAAUGCAAUGUGAUUCAACAUACAAUGUAGGAGAAGUGAUCCAGAUGGUCGCGUCUGAAAAGAGCUAAAGUUCCUGCUGCCUUUAACGUGUGACUCCAGACCGACGGCUCGUCUUGUGCUGCCUUUUCCAUUCUAGCCAUGCUUUUGUACUGUUAACAAGGAAAGUGACUUUUCUGUGUCCGAACAAAACUGUGAACUGUAAAAUAUUUGUGCUGAACUUUGUGUCAGUUCUAUUUACUGUAUGAUUUUCUGUUAAAUGGAUAUUGAAUAUACUAUUAUUCAGCCUCUUUAUGCCUUUCAGUACAUUUAAGUUUUCUUUCUUCUCUUAUUUCGUAAAAAUAAUAAUCGGGUCACUGUUAAAUCACCCCAACCUGUUUCUUAGGCCGUUGUACACGUUUGUAUGAUACUUUUACUACGACGCCUUUGUCAAGUUAAUGUGAUAUUACUGACGAGGAAAUGUCAACGUUUAAAACAAAGGUGUUUGCGGAGGAGCACGCUCAACAGGGUGUUGUUUAAGCUUAUUUAAUUAUUUGUUGGUGUUAAAUUGUCAUAUUGUGUUUAUACAUGUUGGUGCAUUCUGCAUUUAAUAAAACAGUACAACAAUA
Messenger RNA from Betta splendens (Siamese fighting fish), 1778 nucleotides. RefSeq names its product claudin 23-like (gene cldn23l). Gene Ontology annotation, biological process: cell adhesion; bicellular tight junction assembly. NCBI's taxonomy places the organism in Eukaryota, Metazoa, Chordata, Actinopteri, Anabantiformes, Osphronemidae. Gene Ontology annotation, cellular component: bicellular tight junction; plasma membrane. The transcript has 2 exons. Gene Ontology annotation, molecular function: structural molecule activity. The record is from RefSeq and is a predicted model, not a curated record. Bases 283 to 1035 code for a protein of 250 amino acids.